Molecule: messenger RNA, 3194 nt
Organism: Ylistrum balloti
Lineage: Eukaryota; Metazoa; Mollusca; Bivalvia; Pectinida; Pectinidae
Exons: 1
Coding region: 343-1356 (337 amino acids)
Biological process (GO): G protein-coupled receptor signaling pathway
Cellular component (GO): plasma membrane
Molecular function (GO): G protein-coupled receptor activity
Source: RefSeq, a predicted model, not a curated record
ACAAUGACGUACGGAAAAAACGUCGUAAUAACGACAUAUUUUAAAAUACAUUCUUAGAUUUAUGUUACCUGUGUACUGUGGAGAUAUCAUCUGUGGAAUAGUGCACGAGAACAUUUUGAAGUACCUUGAUUUACGUUACCUGUGUACUGUGGAGAUAUCAUCUGUGGAAUAGUGCACGAGAAUAUUUUGAAGUACCUUGAUUUACGUUACCUGUGUACUGUGAAGAUAUCAUCUGUGGAAUAGUGCACGAGAAUAUUUUGAAGUACCUUGAUUUACGUUACCUGUGUACUGUGAAGAUAUCUGUGGAAUAGUGUACGACACAUUUUGAAUUAUACGAUAUAUAUGACCAUGUCGAUGCCUGAGGUGUCCAUUGAAGAUAUCGAACGGCUCUAUCUUUUCCAGAAAUGGGCGGUACCUGUCGUAGUAGCAUUCGGACUUCCUCUUAAUUUACUCAGCUUUUAUUUGUUUUGGCGAACCAAGCUUCGCAAGGCCUCCUCCUCCAGGUACAUGGCGGCCAUUGCUAUGGCAGACAGUGGUUUCCUCUGUAGUAAGAUGCUCACGCAUCUUCCGGUGUUUGAAGUUCCGAUUUACCAUAUACACGGCUCCUGCCAAAUAAUUAUGUACUUAAACCACGUGUCCACAUUUCUGUCAAUCUGGUUCCUCGCAGCGCUUGUAAUAGAGAAGAGUAUAGGUCUGUGCUGGCCACGUAAGAAGUCUUAUUUCUGUACUGUGUUCCGAGCCAAAUGUGUGAUCGCGGCGCUCACUGUAUUGUCUAUUGUGUGUUAUCAUUAUAUCACGUGGACCAUUGGUCCUAGUCCGGAUAAGUUAUAUUGUGUCCCAUGGCCUGACGAAAAUCUACUUCAACCGUUUGAAAAGCUCACCCGAAUGGAUGCCUUCCUCGUGGCUGUUAUACCCCUGACGACUAUCUUGAUUUUAUCGUGCCUUAUAUCGGUGAAAACAUGUAUAUAUUACAGUCGUUCCAAUUCGCCGGAACAAGAACAAUUUGUCCGGCGUCAGAGGACAUGUUUACCCCAGGAAAAGGAGUUCCGCACAACUCCCUCCCUCUUGUGUGUUGCCUUUACCACGGUUCUACUAGACGUACCUAACAGCAUUAUCCGGGUGUUUUUUAUCAUGCACCCUAUCUACAAUCCGGUAGCCUCCUUCCUCCAGUUUAUCACAUAUUCAAUAAAGACAGAAAUAUAUUUACUGUCUUCGUCACAGUUCCGUUUGGAGGUAUGGCAUCUCAUGGCUAGGAUAGCACGAUUCUGCAGGAUCAUAGAACCCCAGAACGACACUCAAAACGUCAGCCAACAAACGGACAAUGGCGGAGAAAUCAUUGUAGAGGGCAAAGUUUAGAUCUGAACCAGGUAGUCGUCCACAUCAUGUGUGAUAUCGAGUUUAAAACGUGUCGUGGUCACGUGUUUGAACGAUUAAGAUAUCCUACAACUGCCGUAUAACAUGCUAUAAGUUCCAGAAUGUUACGACGUUUAUAAAUGUUCAAACAAUGCUGUGUACAUUGUUUCCCUGUUUGAUCGAAGAUGUACAAGAUAAUAAAGGAGAGAAUGGACCGUCUAUCUAUACGGGAUAGAAUCACACUAUCAUUUUAGUUAUGCUGAAAUAGUCGAGAAUGUUUUACGGAACGGUAGCGUAUCUGUAUCUUAUAUCCAGGAAGUGACGUGCCGUAUGUUUUACGGAACGGUGACGUAAAGUUAAGGAUAUCUUGUAUCCAGGAAGUGACGUGCCGUAUGUUUUUCGGAACGGUGACGUAUUAGUUUAGAAUGUCUUGUAUCCAGGAAAUGACGUACCGUAUGUUUUACCGAACGGUGACGUAUCAGUUAAGAAUGUCUUGUAUCCAGGAAGUGACGUGCCGUAUGUUUUACGGAACGGUGACGUAUCAGUUAAGGAUGUUUUGUAUCCAGGAAGUGACGUGCCGUAUGUUUUACGGAACGGUGACGUAUCAGUAAUGGAUGUUUUGUAUCCAGGAAGUGACGUGCCGUAUGUUUUUCGGAAUGGUGAUGUAUCAGUAAUGGAUGUUUUGUAUCCAGGAAGUGACGUGCCGUAUGUUUUUCGGAACGGUGACGUAUCAGUUAAGGAUAUCUUGUAUCCAGGAAGUGACGUGACGCAUGUUUUACAGAACGGUGACGUAUCAGUUAAGGAUAUUUUGUAUCCAGGAAGUGACGUGCCGUAUGUUUUACAGAACGGUGACGUAUCAGUUAAGGAUAUCUUGUAUCCAGGAAGUGACGUGCCAUAUGAUUACAUCAGUAAAGUAUAUGUCGUUUCCAGAACGUGACGUAAGUUGUAAACUGAAAACCGCCCGUCAUUACAUGGGUCGACUGUAUCAAGUACUACACUAUCAUACACAAUCCACGUGUUACGUGUACAAGGUAUGGUUUUCCAUACAAGAGUCAGAGUGUCAUGUCCUACACUUUACUUACAGAAUGAUAUGUUCUCUGGAGUUACUGUACCCAGUGUUAUAUAAUGAAAUGUUAUGAAGAUAUGACAAGUGAGGACUGGCCUUGUCGAUUUUUGUACGACAUGACAGAUGUGUUAGGGUUGGUUGUUUGGUAUUUAUCCUGUUUUGAAAGGUAGAGAAAACAAAAAUUAAACCCCCAUCAGAAGUGUUAUGUCACACGUGUUUGUGUCACUACAUGUUAAUGGUAAAAUUAUCAUUAAUCCGAGACUGUCAUGUUGUGUCACGACGUGUUAAUGGUAAAAUUAUCAUCAAUCCGAGACUGUCAUAUUGUGACACAUGUUAAUGGUGAAAUGGUCAUUAAUCCGAGACUGUCAUAUUCUGACACAUGUUAAUGGUGAAAUGGUCAUUAAUCCGAAACUGUCAUAUUGUGACACGACAUGUUAAUGGUAAAAUUAUCAUUAAUCCGAGACUGUCAUGUUGUGUCACGACGUGUUAAUGGUGAAAUAGUCAUUAAUCCGAAUCCGAGACUGUCGUGUUGUGUCACGACGUUUUAAUGGUGAAAUGGUCAUUAAUCCGACACUAUCAGGUUGUGUCUCGACGUGUUAAUGGUGAAAUAAUCAUUAAGCCGACUCUAUCAUGUUGUUGCACGACAUGUUAAUGGUGAAAUGGUCAUUAAUCCGAGACUAUCAUGUUGUGUCACGACGUUUUAAUGGUGACAUGGUCAUUAAUCCGAGACUGUCAUGUUGUGUCACGACGUGUUAAUGGUGAAAUGGUAAUUAAU